Heterocephalus glaber (naked mole-rat) is the source of this 6881-nucleotide messenger RNA. The record is from RefSeq and is a predicted model, not a curated record. Lineage: Eukaryota; Metazoa; Chordata; Mammalia; Rodentia; Bathyergidae.
GCACUUGCCAGGCAGGCAGUGGCACCACUGAGCACAUCCCUGGGCCACUUUAGGCAUUUUAGCCGCUGUGUCUGCAAAUGUGUAGGACCAUUCCCAGCUCUGUGCAUUUCCUCUACAAAAGGAAGUUUGACGUCUGGAGUGAGUAACAGUCAUAUAAAUAUGACAUAAAUGUAAAUCCAUACAUGCUGAAUUAUUGAGAACAGACUGACUCGGGGAAAACAUUGUAUGAAGCAAGCCAGUUCGAGUGCAGCUUUACAGAACAUGAGCACCACGAGGUGUGUCACACCCUGAUCACACUUCCCUGUCUCCCGUGACUCCUGAUGCUGCCCCUUCUUGCAGUCAGCACUUCUUUUGUUUUUGUUUUUGUUUUUUUGGUACCAGAGAUCGAACUGAGGACCUUGUGCCUGCGAGGCAGGCUGAUGCGCUGUUCACACUGCUGGGGGAUCUGCCACUGAGGGGAGGGUGCUGUCUGGAGUGCAUGCUGCUCCCCACAUCCGUGAAGCUAUUGUCUGCUUUCCCCCUCUGAAUGAUGUUCUGUGUGAUAAUCAAAGCUUACCGACCAGCUGUGCCCUGCUGCUGCGUCACAGGUGUGGCUCAGCCCUUCACAUGCUCUUCAGCGUUUGCUACACUCAGCCUUCUUCGUGGUUGUGGGAUCAGGUGACUGGCACCUUUUCAUGUCCUGGGCUGCGAUAUGUGCAGUGGCCCCUGUGACUGUGACUACUUAGGGACUUUGUCCUGGGCUUGUGUUACAGUUUCAAUCCAGAUGUUCUCCCAAAGCAUCAGGCCCUCACAGGGCAGGCGGGCUUUGGGGAGGUGACUGGCUCCUGGGUGUGACACUGGAUUAGUCCUGCAAUGGGGUAAUGGCUGGGUCUGGUGUUGGCAGGAAAAGCCUGGUGUGAAGAGGUGGGUCACUGUGGGUGUGGCCUAGCAGGUGUGUGUGUAUCUGUAUCCGUAUGUAUCACUGCUCCUCACUUGAUGGCUCCCAGCUUCCUGCCUGCCAAGCCCCUCCCUCUGUCAAGCCACCCUGCCUUGCAGCCAGCCAGCUAGGGGCUGAUACCUCUAUGACCUGUGAACCCAAAGCAACCUUUCCUCCUUUCAAUUGUGGGUGUUGCGUAUUGUGGCUCAGUGACGAGAAAGAAACUCACAGAUGUGUUCAGGGAUAGCAUUUUAGUGACAGUAGUAAUUUUGCACCUUGUCUUGUGUGAGUCUAAAUGUUAACUCAAGACUGCCUGGCGCAUUUUGCAAUUCAUGUUAAGUUGCAGGGAGAGGAGACUGUGUUCUCUGUGUGAGAUCUCAUUGACUAUUUAGUUGCGCUGUGUUCUCCUGUGUCUGUUGAGGCUGUCGACUGCAGGAGCCACUGUGCUGAGGCACAGAGGUGUCCUCCCCUUGGGUCUGCUUUACUUACUGUAGAUGUGAAAGUGCUCUCGCUCUUCCUUUCACAUUCACUUGUUUUUGGUUUUUGGUUUUGGGGGGUUUUUGGUACCAGGGAUCAAACUCAGGUCCUCGCGCUUGGGAGGCAGGCAGCGGAACCAUUGAGCUAAAUCCCCGGCCCCACAUUUACUUUUGAAAACAAGAGAGGCUCCUUGGAAAGUCCUGCACACUGUAGUCAUAAAGCCCUCAUCUUCAACCUCGGGAAUAGGAAUCAACAACAUGCAAAAGGCUUAGCCCCUGAAACUUAAGUCAGAGCAUUUCUGGCUAGAGCUGUAGUUAAUAACCACACCACAGCCUCCAUAUUUCUUUCUUCUCUUUCAUCCAUCUGUCCUUUCUCCUUCUGGCACUUCCUCCCCACCUUUUCUGUUCUUCAGUUUCUUCUUCCAUUUUCUCAUUCCUUCUUUCUGAAGUUUAGAGAGGCUUAGAAGCUCUCAGGUCAUAAUCUGUAGAAUAUGGCCCAGUAGAAAGAAAAGAGAAGAAAAAUCCCUUCCUUUUCUUACUAGGUGAAGUGGAAAGUGGAAGUGCAUGACUUCACCAUUUGAUUUUUUAGUGGCAACAUUUAUCCCUCAACACUCAUUCCGUUCAUGUCCCAGUUGAGGACAAUGUGAUCAAAAGCCUAGGUGUGCACACCUGUGGACCUGACAGACGCUUUGAGAGCCCCAAACUCUGCCUGCAAGAGUGUUUCCACUCUGUGUCCCAUUACCCCAAUAACCCUCAGAUCAGGCUCCUUUCUUCCCUUUUUCAACAUACAACCUGCUCUAAUUCACCUGAGUGUCUGCUGUGAGAACAACAUUCCUCUUGGUUUUCUGUACUGUAAGCUCCACAAAGGUGAACAUGAAAGCCACUUCUCUCAAGGAGAGCAUAGGCGUUUGCACCACAGGUAGGAUGCAUAUGCACGAAGUAGCUUGAAUGUCUGCCUUGUCUUUCUCUGAUGUUCUAACCCACCCUCCUCCUGAUGGCCAGCAUGCAGUCUGUGAACUGCUUGCUGGGUGUCUGCUUGCUGGGUGUUUUCUUUGCACAUGGCAAUUUAUUGUUUAUAUGUUUUGCAAUUAAUUUUAUUCUCAAACAUGCUUUUGGUGAGGGGCUGAGGAUGUAGCUCAGGACCACAGCACCUGCCAGGCAGCAUGAGGUGCUGAGUUGGAACUCCAGUAUUAAAAACAAAGCCUAUAGGUGAAAUUUAACAAUACAAAUUUCCUAGGAACCCUCAGAAUGUGUUACAGCUGGGCCUUUUCAGGGUUAAGAGUACCCACAUGAACCCUGUUAGACUCACCCUUGUCUGCCCCGUGGGUAGCCACUGUCCUACUUAUUUUGCUGUUUUGUGUAAAUUUACCAUGAGUAAUUGUGACUGUGCAGUAUUUGUUUGCUUUACCACCUUGAAAUGUUAAGUGAGUGAGUCCAAUAGGAACUGCACAGAAAAGCAUUCCAUGAAGUUUCUUAGUCACAGUAUGUUUCGUAUGUGGUCAUGCCUGUGUCAUGGGGCAAAGUGGUUUCUUCUCCACGAGGUUGAAGUUUUUUCAAGGUUAGUUUUUUUUGUUGUUGUUUUGGGUUGUUUUUGGUACCGGGGAUCAAGGUUAGUUUUUAUAGGUGUGAAAAGAGACACAUUUAUGCUCAGAAACAGUGGCACCGUGUGGUUUCUGGUACUGGAAUAAAAGCUCGGGUCUGUAGAGUUUGGCACACACCAGAGUAGAGAACAUGCCUGUGGAGUGCAGCACUUGGUCCUUCCUUUUGUCGUGAGUCUACCUACUAGUUCUGUCUUUCCAGAAUUAUGCUUCCUUUGCCUGUUUCCUCAGACAAGGGCAUGGAUCUUGCUUUUAUUUGGUGUUUUCUCUUCAGGUUUAUAUGUUUUACUCUCAUUUCUUAUGUGUGCAUUUCUUACUUGGUACACAAAUUCUUUUUUUUUUGUUACCGGGAAUCGAACUGGGGAUCUUGUGCUUGAGAGGCAGGUGGCAAAAGCACUGAGCUAAAUCCUUGGCCCACCACAAACUCUUUUUAUUGCAUGCACUGCAAAUAUUUUAAACAUUUCUCAUGUCUUUUACCUCCCAUGAUUUACAUAAGUUUCAAUAUCUCCCUCUAAUUCUGACAGCUUCAUGAUUUUCCUCUGGGGAAAUACAUUUUUUCACUUCCAAAAAUAUUCAAUUGAUCUUUCCCCUUUCAAGAUGUAAUUUAAUUAAUAUGGAAGGUGUAUGAAGAAUAAAGCCCCUGCUUCUCCCUACCUCCUGUAUCACACAGAUUGUCAUUUGUGCCAUGAGAGCUCUAUAAGCAUCAGUAUUCUGUGAUAUCUUGUAUCUAGAUGGCCCUGUAAAGCCUCAUGCAGUCAGAGGUGGGGCUCUUCAGAGACAGCUGGAUCUAGAAUGUGUGAUACUGGGAUUGAUGCAUGGUGUGAUGCUAGGAUUAAGGGUGUGAGUGCUACCUGGGUAGAGUGGAGAAAAUAUAAGGGGCAGAGAGAGAGUUUUUGUUGUCAUUUGUUGCUUCCUCCUUGCUGCUUUUGCUGCCUUCUGCCUGCCAUGGACUGUUUCUCCUCUGCGAUGCCCCUCUGCCAUGUCACUCUGCCUUGGAGCCAGCCCAUUAUGCACUGAAACCUGUAGAAACAGUGAAAGUAAUUUUGGGUGUUGGGUAUUUUCUAUGAGCAAUGAGAAAAAUGUAAUUAAGACAUUCUUUUUACAUGCAAGCCCAUUGGAAACUCUUCUUCCCUUUUUGUUGUUAUUCUCUCUACUAAUAAAACAGUGCCCUAAAUAGUGGGUUUUGAAACUCUACCUUAAAGAUGCUGUCACAUUUGAGGGUUUAAUUGAAAAAAAAUUUUCUUCAGUUUCUCCUUUCAUUAUUAGUGCCUGUUAAGUGUGCAAAAUAUUGGUAAUGAGUGCAUUUAGUAUCUAUUUUUAUCACAUCCCUCCCCUAAUUUCUCCUCUUAUGGCACAUUUCAAGUCACUGAACCAUGGGAUCGUAUGUAGCCCUUCAUCUAAUUUCUCUGUGAUUUUCCAACAAAAACUGAUUUUUCAUUAGCUUUCCAAAUUAUCAUUGAUAAAUUUUGGCUCACGUUCAAUGCAGGCUUUGUCUAUGAAAGCAGGUUGAAGUUUCAAAAUGCUGUGUAAAUAGAAUCAGAGAAGCAAGGAAUCACCUCCCUAAAUAAUGAGUUCGGAAAAAAAGAUAUUUUGUAUAAUUUAACAGUGUAAUUCUUCAGACACUCAUCUACCAUACUUUCUUCACUUGGAUUCUGACUUGGUGGGGUCCCUCUGUGAACCAUGCUUUAGUAGCAGUGUACAAGCAAACCCAGGUGUAAUCAGCAGGAGAAGCAGUGUUCCCAUUGCACUGUUGCUUUAACAGUGAAUUCCAGUGUAACAGCAACGUUCAUGUGUGAGGUGUGCAUGUGGAUGGAGGAUAAGUGUUUGAUGACUGAGACAUGAAGUAAAUGUGGAAAACUCAGCCUCAUAUCAGCUUUGUAUGAGAUGAGAUGGUUCAUGUUGUGAAUCUCACGCUUCUUCCUGGAAACACGUCUGAUGCUUUAGGAGGCAGUGACCUUCGAGGAUGUGGCUGUGAACUUCACCAGGGUGGAGUGGGCUUUUCUGGAUCCAUCCCAAAAGAAGCUCUACAGAGAUGUGAUGUGGGAAACCCUUAGGAACCUGGCUGCCAUCGGGAGAAGCUCAGGUGACCAGCAAAUUGAAGAUGAGUACAAAACUUGGAGUAAAAGUCUAAGAAGUUUAGAAGGAGAGAAAUCCUGUCCAUAUAAAUUAUGGUACCAAGAUGGAGAAAUGGUUGUUCAGACUCCAGAUACUAAUGCAUACAUGAAACUUGUUUGUAUAAAACCAGGUGAAAGGCUUUCCUCUAGAAGGCCCCUGAUUGGUCAUUCAUCAGCAGAUGGGCCCACCGCAGCUAACAUUGGACUCAAAUCACAUGAGCAGCAGGGAUUGGAAGAGAAGUUGUCUAACUGUAACACACAUGGGAAAACCUGUGCUAAGCUCCAGUCCUCUCAGAAACUUGCAAAGACAAGUCCUGGGGAGAAACCCCAUGAACACAGGCCAUGUGGAAAGUCCUACUCUGAUUGCACUGAAGAAAGUACCAUUGAAGAGAAGCCAUUUGUUUAUAAGCAAGAUGUGAAAUCAUUCAUUACAGCCAGUGAUGGUCAGAUCAGGCAAAGCAGUCACAGUGAAAUGAAUACAUAUGCAUGUAUACCAUGUGGGAAAAGUUUUAAUUCUCACCAUGAUAUUCAGACCCAUGAAAAAGCUCACACUGGAGGAGAAGUCUGUGUAGGCAAACACUGUGGAAAAUUCUUCAUGAACAACAAUUCAUUUGGCAAUCAUGAAGGAACUCACACUGUAGAGAGACCCUAUGUAUGUAAACAAUGUGGGAAAGUUUUCAAGAAAAGCAGUCUUUGUGAACUUCAUGAAAGGACCCACACUGGGGAGAAACCCUACAUGUGUAAGCAUUGUGGGAAAGCUUUCAACAGACACAGUUAUCGUCAGACACAUGAACGGAUUCACACUGGGGUGAAACCCUAUGCAUGUAAGCAUUGUGGGAAAGCUUUCAGAAGAAACAGUCAUUGUCGAGUUCAUGAAAGGAUUCACACUGGGGAGAAACCCUAUGCAUGUAAGCAUUGUGGCAAAGCUUUCAGAAGAAACAGUCAUUGUCAAGUUCAUGAAAGGAUUCACACUGGGGAGAAACCCUAUGCAUGUAAGCAAUGUGGAAAAGCUUUCCGCUCUCGUGCAAAUUGUUAUGCACAUGAACAGACUCACAUUGUGGAGAAACCUUAUGUAUGUAAGCAAUGUGGGAAAGCUUUCAUCAAACACAGUCAAUGUCAAAAUCAUGAAAAGAUUCACACUGGGGAGAAACCCUAUGUAUGUAAGCAAUGUGGGAAAGCUUUCAGCACAAACAGUCAUUGUCAAAUACAUGAAAGAGUUCACACUGGGGAGAAACCCUAUGUAUGUAAGCAAUGUGGGAAAGCUUUCAGCACACACAGUUAUUGUCAGAGACAUGAAGGGACUCACACCAUGGAGAAACCCUAUGUAUGUAAACAAUGUGGGAAGGCUUUCAGCACACACAGGUAUUGUCGAAGACAUGAACAGACUCACACUGGAGAGAAACCCUACAUAUGUAAGCAAUGUGGGAAGGCUUUCAGUAGACCAGAGAGUUGGCAAAUACAUGAAAAGACUCACACUGGGGAGAAACCCUAUGUAUGUAGGCAAUGUGGUAAGGCUUUCAGAACACGUGCUGAUUGUCACUCACAUGAACAGAUUCACACAGGGGAGAAACCCUAUGUAUGUAAGCAAUGUGGGCAAGCUUUCAGCACACGUGGUACUUGUAGAGGACAUGAACGCAGUCACACUGGUGAGAAACCCUAUGUAUGUAGGCUUUGUGGAAAAGCUUUCAGAAUACGUGCUGAUUGUAGAACACAUGAACAGAUUCAUACAGGGGAGAAACCCUAUGUAUGUAAACAAUGUGGGAAAGCUUUCAGCACA